AUGCCAUCCCCUGAGAGAUCCACAAAGCGAACAUCGCCGUCAGCAGAACGCGAUUCAGAUCGCCGGCACCACCGCAGCCGCCAUGGCCAUGGCGAAUCUCAUUCGCAUUCGCAUUCCCACCGACACCGACACCGCGACCACUCGCGCUCUCGUUCUCCCCACCGAUCAGAGCGUCACCGUCGACAUGACCGAGAAAAGGGCGAUCGCACCGAGCGGAAAGACCGAGACCGUCAUGACCAACGAAGUCGAGACGCCCCAGCGCAGCCCGUUGUCCUCCCGCUCCAGGCGCGGGAGCUCUCACGGCGCGAUUUAGAGGCCUACGAGCCAAUGUUUGCAAUGUACUUGGAUAUUCAAAAAGGGAUCCUCAUUGAAGAUCUGCCAGAAGAAGAGGUGAAGGGGCGGUGGAAGAGUUUCAUUCGAAAGUGGAAUCAUGGUGAACUCGCCGAGGGAUGGUAUGAUCCUGCUACACUCGAAAGGGCACGCCAGAGUGCAGCGGAAUAUCAGCCCGGUCCGAUGGAGAGAGCAUCGCCGCAGUAUGAACGAGGUGAAUCUUCCCGUGGUGGAGGUGCGGCGCCACAGCCAACGGGAGAUGAUGACGAGGAUGAUGAGGAAUACGGGCCAACAUUACCGGUUCCGGGUUCUACGAGAGACGUCCCACAUUCUGGGCCUACUAUACCAAACAUGCAGGACCUCGAACUUAAGCGCGAAUCCGCAAUUGAAGACGCAAUCGCCGCCCGAGAAGACUCAAGACAACAAUACCGCUCCGAACUACGCUCCCACAAGGCCGAGGUGCGCCAUCUCGAAGAUGAAGUCGCCCCACGAGCCGAGCCUGGUACCCGGGAGCGACAGCUUGAGAAACGUCGCGAAGCUGCUGCUGCCAAUCGUGCCUUUGCCGAUGCCCGUGGAGGCUUUCCGGAAGCAGCUCCUGAUGCAGACCUCAUGGGGAAUGAUGACUUUGCGUCCCUCAAAAAAGAGAAAGAAAGGGAGCAACGGAAGAAGAAUGAGCGGGAAAUUCGACGAGAGGAAAUUAUGCGAGCUCGGGCUGCGGAGCGAGAGGAACGGGUUCAGAAGUAUCGUGAGAAGGAGGAGGAGACUAUUGGGUGGUUGCAGGCAUUAGCAAAGCAGCGAUUUGGUUAG
Penicillium cataractarum is the source of this 1137-nucleotide messenger RNA. RefSeq lists its product as uncharacterized. The coding region runs from base 1 to 1137 and encodes 378 amino acids. The record is from RefSeq and is a predicted model, not a curated record. NCBI's taxonomy places the organism in Eukaryota, Fungi, Ascomycota, Eurotiomycetes, Eurotiales, Aspergillaceae. The transcript is spliced from 3 exons.